Messenger RNA from Olea europaea var. sylvestris, 673 nucleotides. RefSeq names its product wound-induced protein 1. Lineage: Eukaryota; Viridiplantae; Streptophyta; Magnoliopsida; Lamiales; Oleaceae. The coding region runs from base 37 to 489 and encodes 150 amino acids. The transcript has a single exon. The record is from RefSeq and is a predicted model, not a curated record.
AAAACUUGCCAUUCUUUCUGAUAAAUUUCGUCUCAAAUGGAUGCCAAGAAUGUCGAUCCGCCGGGGCCGGAAAAUCAGAACAAGGCAACAGUCAAUGCCCUUUACAAAGCAGUAGCAAUCGGCGAUGUCACCACUGUUGCCGGAGUUGUUGCUAGUGACCUAGAAUGGUGGUUCCACGGCCCACAAAACUGUCACUAUAUGAUGAAAAUGCUGACCGGAAUAUCGUCUCCGACGGCAUUCAAGUUUGAGCCUCGUCGCAUUGACGCUAUUGAUGACUGUGUAAUUGUGGAAGGGUGGGAAGGAGCCCAGAUUUACUGGGUGCAUGUUUGGUCUUUAAAAGAUGGCUUAAUUACUCAGUUUAGAGAAUAUUUCAAUACUUGGCUGACUGUCACAGAUUUUAGAAGCUGUUUGAGUUCAAUUCUGUUGUGGGAAAGCCACCCUAAAGCCGUUGGCAAACGCUCAUUGCCGGAGCUUAUGCUUGCCAUUUGACGGCGGCAAUGGACGGUGUUCAUAAAUCAUAGUACACCUCCUUCUUCUUAAACAAUUGAACUAAUUAAUGCUGUAAUUAAAUAUUAUACUCUAAAAGAAUGCAGCUUUUUAUCGGGUGGAACUGGUAAUUUCUAAAAGAAAAUUUCUUUGUAAAAUCUUGAUUACCAUCUUAAUUGUGAGCGUG